AAUGAACCUAACUUAUAGAUGAGUCCUCUUGCCAACCAGCCAGCCGCUGGGACGAACAUAAACAUCCAGCUUCAAUACGCCGAUCGAUCAACCUUCGCGGAAUCAAACACUAGUUGUCUUGGUCUAACCACAUAAUGGACAACGUCAAGUUCGACGAGGCUACCCAAAAAGAGCUCACUACGUUCUUAGAACGUGAACAAGCUCAAGCUCGCAUCAACUCCACCGUGCAUAACCUAACAAGCAUGUGUUGGGACAAAUGUGUCACCGGCACUCCAGGGUCUCGCUUCGCCCGUGGGGAGGAGAGCUGCCUCUUGAAUUGUGUGGAUCGCUUCAUGGAUACCAGUUUAUUCAUCAUCAAGACCAUAGAGGCACAACGCCCGCAACAAUCAUGAGCUGCAACUUGUAUAGUACCAUACUUACCGCUCGACUUCGUCCGCCUAAUUGUUUACAUCAUCUCACCUCAUCC
Molecule: messenger RNA, 466 nt
Organism: Suillus discolor
Lineage: Eukaryota; Fungi; Basidiomycota; Agaricomycetes; Boletales; Suillaceae
Product: Tim10/DDP family zinc finger-domain-containing protein
Exons: 4
Coding region: 135-392 (85 amino acids)
Source: RefSeq, a predicted model, not a curated record